Messenger RNA from Cimex lectularius (bed bug), 700 nucleotides. Its product is annotated as cuticle protein 21-like. Bases 30 to 635 code for a protein of 201 amino acids. NCBI's taxonomy places the organism in Eukaryota, Metazoa, Arthropoda, Insecta, Hemiptera, Cimicidae. The transcript is spliced from 2 exons. Gene Ontology annotation, cellular component: extracellular matrix. The record is from RefSeq and is a predicted model, not a curated record.
GUCUAGAGUCACUCAAUACCACUAACGCCAUGGCAGCUAAGUUUUUCAUCCUCGCAGCUCUCGUAGCUGUUGCUCACGGAGGAGUCGUCGCCCCAGGACCAGUCGCAUACGGCGCCGCCCCUUUCGGCUAUGCCGCCCCCGUUGCUAAAGUCGCCGCUCCCCUCGCCUACGCCGCCCCCGUCGCUAAAGUCGCUGCUCCUCUCGCUUACGCCGCCCCCGUCGCUAAAGUAGCCGCCCCCGUCGCCUACGCCGCCCACGUCGACGACUACGACCCCAACCCCCAGUACAGCUACGCCUACGACGUCCAGGACGCCCUCACCGGUGACUCCAAGACCCAGCACGAAAGCAGGUCCGGAGACGUCGUCCAAGGCAGCUACAGUCUCACCGACUCCGACGGAACCAGGAGGACCGUCGAAUACACCGCCGACCCCGUCAACGGAUUCAACGCCGUCGUCCACAAAGAGCCACUCGUCGCCAAGGUUGCCGCCCCCGUUGUCGCUAAAGUAGCCGCCCCUGUCGCCUACGCCGCCCCCGUCGCUAAAGUCGCCGCUCCUUUCGGAUACGGCGCACCCGUCGCUAAAUUCGCCGCUCCCCUCGCCUACGCCGCCCCCGUCGCCAAGGCCUACUACCAUUAAGACUGUAAAUCCUACCUGAACAUAUUUAUAUAUGUCUAUUUAUUUCAUUUUCCUUCAAAAAUAAA